This is a messenger RNA of Striga hermonthica, 1494 nucleotides long. The record is from the annotation of a GenBank genome assembly. NCBI's taxonomy places the organism in Eukaryota, Viridiplantae, Streptophyta, Magnoliopsida, Lamiales, Orobanchaceae.
AUGGCCGAGCCAUCCUCGCCGGGUCGGAGCUCCACGGCGAUUACGGAUCUCGACAUGGACGCCCUGACGCGUUGCGCCGGUUACCUCUGUCUCCAAGACGUCUCCAGCUUGGCCAUGUCGUGCAAAUACCUCAAUCGAGCUGCGUAUUCCGAUUCUGUCUGGAGAUCGUUAUACAGUCAGGAAUGGCCCCAUGUACCUAUAGACCUUAAAGCAUCCAGUGUCAGGGAAGCUUAUCUGUCGAGGCACAUUUCUUUACGCCAGUUUAAAUAUGUCGAUCCUUUGGUUCGUGAUGUUUACACAGCUGGAGAAUCUCUGGACCACAUGCUGUUAGACAGGAACUCCAUUAUAUUCUCGCAGGGCCAAUAUAUAAAAUCUUUGAACACUGAAAAUCUUGUCAAUGGAAGAAUCUCAGUUGCCACUCGAGGAAAUCACAACUCUAGGAUUACAUGCAUGAGACUUUUUUCACCGAGUGAAGCGUGCUUAUAUCAGAGUGGGUCCGAAGGAGAUGAUAAUGCUCUGAUAACCUCAAGCACUGACCGUUUUAUUCGGCUAUGGUUCAAGGGAGGAAAUCGAUGCUUCAAAGGUCAUACUGGACCAGUGCUUACACUCUCUGAUAAACUACUGGGUGAUAAUUCUGGAAAAAUAUUUGCUAGUGGAGGUGAAGAUUGUACAGUUCGCCUUUGGUCGAUCAACUCCUCUGGAAAACGGGGCCAGCAAGCAUUGAAGGUCACACUUCUUGGACAUGAAAAAGCUGUAUCACUUAUGUCAGUUGCUGGGCACAAAACAUCUCUGCUGGUUAGCAUUUCAAAGAAUGGCAAGGUUAAGGUCUGGGACACAACAACAGCAUCAUCUUCUACUCGUUCUUCAUGUUGUGUGGGGUCCACCUCUUUACCUGGCGUGCCGGUGGGUAUGAAAUGCCAUGAAUCUCUGGUCUAUGUUGCCACUGGGUCAUCCAUGCUAGCAGUCGAUUUGAGAACAAUGUCCAGAGCAUUCAUGGCAGUCCAUGAAGGAAACAUACAUUCGUUCGAGUUCUUGCCUUCGAAAUCUUUGAUCUGCACCGGUGGAGCUGGCAGAGCCAUGCUAUGGGAUAUCAGGAGAUUUUCCGAGCCAACUGUUGAGCUGAGUAAACACGAAGGGCCCGUUAAACUUUUACACUUGGAUCGUCACAAAAUCGUAACUGGUGGGCCGUAUGAUUCCUAUAUAAAAGUUUGGGAGACUGAUACAGGCGAACAUUUGAAUUCAUUGAUCUCUUCUGGUGAAGAUGGAAAACAAAAUUACACGGGAUGCUCCACAAUGGCAGUUGACAGGUGUCGGAUCGUGACUGGUGGUGGUGUAGCAUACGGGGCAAACUCUCUGUUGCGCUUCAGGGACUUCAGGGCCGCUGCCUGGCGCGUGCCGUCUGGCCCGUAUGAACCAGACCCAAGUGUUUCCAAGUUCUGGGGUUCCCUUUCGGAUAUCGAUAGUGAUUCAGAAGAAUCUGUUGGUUUUCUUUAG